AUGACGCGCGGAGGCCGGCAGAGGAGCCUCCACUUCCUGGAACCCUCGGCCGGGGCCGCUGGCUGCAGUCAGUGGCGGAUCCCGGAGCCCGCGGCUGCCGCCAUGUCCCACCAGACCGGCAUCCAAGCUAGUGAAGAUGUUAAAGAUAUCUUUGCCAGAGCAAGAAAUGGAAAAUACAGACUUCUGAAAAUAUCUAUUGAAAAUGAGCAACUUGUGAUUGGGUCAUGUAGUCAACCUUCAGAUUCCUGGGAUAAGGAUUAUGAUUCCUUUGUUCUACCCCUCCUGGAGGACAAACAACCAUGCUAUAUAUUAUUCAGAUUAGAUUCCCAGAAUGCCCAGGGAUAUGAAUGGAUAUUCAUUGCAUGGUCUCCAGAUCAUUCUCAUGUUCGUCAGAAAAUGUUGUAUGCAGCAACAAGAGCAACUCUAAAGAAGGAGUUUGGAGGUGGCCACAUUAAAGAUGAAGUAUUUGGAACAGUAAAGGAAGAUGUAUCAUUACAUGGAUAUAAAAAAUAUUUGCUAUCACAAUCUUCCCCUGCCCCGUUGACUGCAGCAGAGGAAGAAUUACGACAAAUUAAAAUUAAUGAGGUACAAACUGAUGUGAGUGUGGACACUAAGCAUCAAACACUACAAGGGGUAGCAUUUCCUAUUUCUCAGGAAGCUUUUCAGGCUUUGGAAAAAUUGAAUAACAGACAGCUCAACUAUGUGCAGUUGGAAAUAGAUAUAAAAAAUGAAAUUAUAAUUUUGGCCAACACAACAAAUACAGAACUAAAAGAUUUGCCAAAGAGGAUUCCCAGAGAUUCAGCACGUUAUCACUUCUUUCUGUAUAAACAUUCCCAUGAAGGAGACUAUUUGGAGUCCAUAGUUUUUAUUUAUUCAAUGCCUGGAUAUACAUGUAGUAUAAGAGAACGGAUGUUGUAUUCUAGCUGCAAGAGCCCUCUGCUAGAAAUUGUAGAACGACAACUACAAAUGGAUGUAAUUGGAAAGAUUGAGAUAGAUAAUGGGGAUGAAUUGACUGCAGACUUCCUUUAUGAAGAAGUACACCCCAAGCAACAUGCUCAUAAGCAAAGUUUUGCGAAACCAAAAGGUCCUGCAGGAAAAAGAGGAAUUCGAAGACUAAUUCGCGGUCCAGCUGAAACUGAAGCAACUACUGAUUGAAAUCAUUAUAUUAAACAUUACUAGUUUUAUAAAAGUCUAGCUUUUAGUACAGGAUACCUGAAAUCAUUCCAUGUUGAUAUA
Messenger RNA from Choloepus didactylus (southern two-toed sloth), 1236 nucleotides. Its product is annotated as twinfilin-1-like. Gene Ontology annotation, cellular component: actin filament; myofibril; cytoplasm. The transcript has a single exon. Bases 1 to 1155 code for a protein of 384 amino acids. Gene Ontology annotation, molecular function: actin filament binding; actin monomer binding. The record is from RefSeq and is a predicted model, not a curated record. Gene Ontology annotation, biological process: positive regulation of neuron projection development; regulation of lamellipodium assembly; actin filament depolymerization. Lineage: Eukaryota; Metazoa; Chordata; Mammalia; Pilosa; Megalonychidae.